AUGAGACAACUCCUCCAGGCCGCCGCCGUGGUGGCGUUAUCAACACUACCCUCGAUAGCGUACGCCGACUCCCCUUCAGAUCUCUACUACUCCACCAACGACGCCCUCCUCUCCCAACCCGACAUCUUCUCCGCCUACGACGACCGGCCCAAAGACUGCCCGCCGUGCUUCGACUGCAACCGCUCCGACUUCACCUGCCAGCAAUUCGCAAACUGCUCCCAAGCCAGCGGCCGCUGCGAAUGCCCGCCAGGCUUUGGCGGCGAGGACUGCAGCAAACCCCUCUGCGGCUCUCUCGCCGACGGCAACAACCGCUCUCCGCGCAACAAGCAGAAAUGCCAGUGCAAGGAUGGCUGGGAGGGUGUCAACUGCAAUACCUGCCAGACCAACGAUGCGUGUCGGCCGUUCAUGCCGGGGGAUCAGAAGGAUAAUGCGGUGUGCUAUACGGAUGGCGUGGUAGUCAACGAGAACUUCCAGAUGUGCAAUAUUACGAACAAGAAGAUUGUGGAUCAGUUGAAGCAUGAUGGGAUUCCGCAGGCGACGUUUAGUUGCAACGCGGCGAGGAAGGAUUGCAACUUUCAAUUCUGGGUGAAGCAGAAAGAAAGCUUCUACUGUGCGUUGGACGAGUGCGAAUGGUCGCGAGAGGAGACGAACAACAGAAACACCACGACGUACAAGUGCGAGCACCUCAAAUGCAAGUGCGUACCUGAUCGCAUGUUGUGUGGCGCAAAGGGUGGUGUGGAUCUUACAGACUUCCUGGAGCAGUCCAUCCAGGGCCCGGCAUCCUUCAAGACGAUCAAAACAGAUGGCGGGUCGGACAGAGAUGGCAGUGUCUUCUCGGAGCCGAACAUGAACGACUUGAUCGGACAGAUCUUCGGCGAUCCGAGUAUUUACCUUGACUGCCGUGGUGGCGAAUGCCUGCACAACACCGAGGUGCCUGGGUACGAGCGACCGAUCAAGAAGAUCAAUACGCCUUUGAUCGCUGGUGUGAUUGCAGGACUUGCGCUUUUCAUUCUUGCUGUCAUACUGCUCGUCUUUCUGUUGAAUCGAAGACGUGCUGCGAGAUAUGGACGUGUUCGGCUGGACACCGAUGAGGAGGAAGAGAAUGCGCGGCUGCUGGCUGACCAUAAGCCUGCUGCACUGUACUUCGAGAACGUUCAUUAUGAGCUUAAGGGCAAGAAGAUUCUGUCUGACAUUGCCGGCGCUGUGCAUCCGGGGGAGCUGUUGGCCAUCAUGGGUGCGUCCGGUGCUGGCAAGACUUCUUUCUUGGACAUUCUGGCGCGGAAGAAGAAGCGCGGUAUGGCCAUGGGCGACUUCUGGUUGAAUGGUGAAAAGGUGUCGAAUGAUGACUUUAGAAGUGUCAUCGGCUUUGUGGACCAAGACGAUGCCAUGCUGCCUACGUUGACCGUCCAUGAGACCAUCUUGGACUCGGCACUCCUCCGCUUACCCAAGGAGAUGAGCCGUAAUGCGAAAGAGCAGAAGGUCGAAGAUGUCGAGAGACAACUAGGAAUCUACAACAUCCGACAUCAGCUCAUCGACUCAGAAGAAGGUGCAGGUCGUGGCAUUUCCGGUGGCGAGAAACGAAGAGUGGGCAUAGCUUGCGAGCUGGUGACAAGUCCGAGUAUCCUCUUCCUGGACGAGCCUACUUCUGGUCUGGAUGCAUACAAUGCGUUCAACGUAGUGGAAUGCCUGGUCACGCUCGUCAAGACUUACAACAGGACUGUCGUGUUCACCAUACACCAACCGCGCUCGAACAUUGUGGCCUUGUUUGACCAGCUCAUGCUGCUCGCUGAGGGCCGACUGGUGUACAGUGGACCAUUCAACAGGUGCCAGAGCUAUUUCGAUAGCAUCGGCUACUCUUGUCCACCUGGCUUCAACAUCGCCGACUACCUUGUAGACCUGACGAUGCAUGCGGGUACGCCAGUGGAGUCUGAGGAUGAUGAUGAAGACGACCCGAGCUACCUAUCAUCGAUUGAGAACGGCAGAAUGACCAGAGCUAGCUCGACCAUGGCCGUCAAAAGCGUGCCCAGCGUGAGCGGCAGCAUCGAAGAUCGAUCAUCUGUCCGACCAAAGGCAAGCAGGAAAUCGAGCGUCCGCCAACAACAAGAGCGCCAGCUAUAUAGCCGCCGCGACACCUCCGAAAACACCCACACGCCCACCAGCGUGCGAAGCGCCGGCGACAGCAUUCUCGAACGCGACCCCGACUCCGUCCGCCUCCGUCAACAACCCCCACCCAGCCUCUCGGACUCCCACGCCCUCCCACCGACCGCGGACAUCCCAACCUCCAACCUCGACCACCUCGUCGCCGCCUUCGCCGAAUCCUCCGUCUCCUCCGACCUUCACGCCUCCAUCGAACACGCCACCACCACCCCCUCCUCCGAACCCAACGGCGGCGGCGGGCAACCCAACGGCACCCUCUCCCACCCCCUCAAAGUCCGCGGCUACCGCAAACCCCACCUCCCAACCCAAUUCCUCAUCCUCUCCCGCCGCACCUGGCGCAACCUCUACCGCAACCCGCUGCUCAUGCUCACGCACUACGCGACGGCGCUCGUCCUCGCCGUGCUGACCGGCUACCUGUAUUACGGCCUCACGGACGACAUCGAAGGCUUCCAGAACCGGCUCGGCUGCUUCCUCUUCCUGCUGGCAUUGUUCGGCUUCUCUACUCUAACUUCUUUGACUGUAUUCGCGCCGGAGCGGUUGCUCUUCCUGCGUGAGCGCGCAAAAGGGUACUACCACCCCCUCUCCUACUACCUCGCCAAACUCGUCCUGGACAUCGUGCCCCUCCGCAUCCUUCCACCAAUCGUCAUGGGCGCGAUCGUGUACCCGAUGACGGGUUUACUCCCGCACUGGCCCGAAUUCGCGAAGUUUAUAAUGUUCAUCGUGCUCUUCAACCUCGCGGCGGCGACGGUGGUGCUGUUCAUCGGCAUCUGCGUCAAGAACCAGGGGGUGGCGAAUCUGUUGGGCGUGUUGGUGAUGUUGUUUAGUCUGUUGUUUGGGGGCACGUUGUUGAAUCAUAAGACGAUUCCGGGGCCGGCGAGGUGGUUGCAGCAGAUCAGUGCUGAUGGAGCAAUGCAGCUAUCCAUCUUCCACUUCGCCUUCGAAGGCAUGAUCGUCAAUGAAGUGCGCACGCUCAGUCUCGAAGAUAAAAAGUACGGGCUGGACAUUCAAGUCCCCGGUUCAACGAUUCUGUCGAGCUUCGGGUUCAACAAUCUCGCGUUGAAGGACGAUGCGGCGGGCUUGGCGAUUUUCUGCGCUGUGUUCUUGGUGCUGGGGUAUGCCGCUUUGCAUGUGUUGCUGGUCGAGAAGCGGUAG
Messenger RNA from Saxophila tyrrhenica, 3309 nucleotides. RefSeq names its product FAD-dependent urate hydroxylase (gene ADP1). The record is from RefSeq and is a predicted model, not a curated record. NCBI's taxonomy places the organism in Eukaryota, Fungi, Ascomycota, Dothideomycetes, Mycosphaerellales, Extremaceae. Bases 1 to 3309 code for a protein of 1102 amino acids. Gene Ontology annotation, cellular component: membrane. Gene Ontology annotation, molecular function: ATP binding; ATP hydrolysis activity; ABC-type transporter activity. Gene Ontology annotation, biological process: transmembrane transport. The transcript has 2 exons.